UCAUAUGUCAUACCUAUUUUCUCGUAUGCAAUGGCGCAGUCUGCGUCUAAAACGUGUGAAAUUUGUGUAAGUGCCCCAGGAUCACACUAUUGCUUAGACUGUCAGCAAUUGUAUUGUGCAAACUGUAAGUCGUUGCAUAAACGACAGAAGUUAUCGACAAACCAUCAGUUUCAAAACGCGUCCAAACGUAUCCCGGAAGGUAAAUCUAGAUGUAGUGAACACAAAGAAGAAUUAUAUUUUAUGUGUAAUACGUGCAAUGUCCUUGUAUGUGCCAGUUGUGUUACAGGAAAACACAAUGGUCAUAAAUUGUCAAAAUUGGUAGAUGUAAUUGCACAAUUGCGAGACGAAAACAAGACGCAAAUUCAAGGUAAGACCAAUGAAGAAAUUACAAAUAAGAGGAAGAUUGAGGAAAGCUUGGAAUCGUUUGAUCAAGCCGUUGCGUCUGUUAUCAAAGCCAUCACUGACGAAGGCAGUAAGAUUAAACGAAUGGUUGACACAUCCGUAGCUCAAAUGAUUGCUUCAAUAAAAGAACAAUCCCAGACGGAGAAAGACAAGCUGAUAAAUAUGUUAUCUGAUGCUAAAUCUGUGCUUGCAGCUGGACAGAAAUUAGACAGAAGAAGACAGGAGCUAGCUAAGACAAGACAUGAUGGAACUUUGGUACAUGAGAUGAAUAAUCUGAAAGAAAAAAUCAACAAAAUACAGAUAAAUGAUCUUCCCAAUUUUCCAAAGAUAGUCUUCAAUCGCAAACAUGUAGCUGAAGAUGAUAUCAUGCAAUUGAUAGGUACAUUUAAUUUAAGCAAUUGUUCACCAGUGUUAGAAAAUGAAGUGCAAAGCCAUGGAUACCAAUACAUAUGUCCUAAUUGCAGGUAUGAAACAAUAGACAGUGUCGGAGAAGAUGAGUAAGUUGCAAGUUCAAGUUUGAUUUAGAGAAGUAUUUAUUAUGUAAACUGCAAUGCAAUACACAGGAUUAGAGUUAGUUUAAGAAAUUAUUUCCCCUUCUUCAGACAUUACAACCAUAAUUAUUUACAUAUUGGCCGUUGACCACGGGCAAACCAAACUAAAAUUUGACAACAUAUUUUACACACAUUACUUGUUUUACCAGACAUUCAUAAUACCAACAACUAUGAUGUCUAUCGCACAUUGCUCAAUAUGGAUUUUCUCUAAAUGGCACACGCCUGUAUGUUACUGUUCUAGCCUUCAAAGCAGCACACAUGUCCCACCGAAACAUAAUUUGUUUUAAUAUCUUCAGAAAAUAGCUUAAAAUCUAUGAAACAAAUAUGUAAAUCUUUUUACAAACAAGCCUCUCUUUGUCAAUAAAAGAUCCAGUUCUGAUGAAUAAUACUGUUUUGUAUGGGUCACAUGACGAACAUAUAAUAUCUUCUUUGCGAUUCAUGAUAAAGCAAUACAUUCAAUCCCAAAAUCAAUUUAUGAUGAUAAAAACAAAUGUGAUAUGUCUUUGUGAUUUCCGGUGAGUAAGUAUCAAGUUUAAUAAUUAUAACCAUGAUUAAAUGCAUAUUGGGCGUUUAACACGAGCAAUCUUAACUGAAAAUUGACAACAUAUUUGAGGCACAUUACUCGUUUUGUCAAACAGUCAUAAUACCAACAACUAUGAUGUCUAACGUGAAUUGUUCAGUAUGUUUUUUCUCUACAUGACAAACGCAUGUUUGUUACUGUUCUAGCCUUCAAGCAUUCAAAGCAAAACAAAAGAGUGUUCCAUCAAAACAUCAUAUUUUGUUUUAAUAUCUAUAGAAAUAGCUUAACAGUUUUUGAACAAAUGUUUAAAUCAGGCCGUACUUAUUCAAUAAAAGAUUAAGUUCUGAAGAAUUAUACUGUUUUGUCUGGGUUACAUGACGAACAUGUAGUAUAUUCUUUGCGAUUCAUGAUAUAGUAAUACAUUAAAUCAGAAAAAAAAAUAUAAUGAUUAAAGCAAAUGUUAUAUUUCUUCGUUUUUUUUCAGGUUGUAAGUAGCAAGUUCAAAUUUGAUUUAGAGAAGUAUUUGUUUUUUAAACUGUAAUGCAAUACACAUGAUUAGAGUUAGAUUAAGAAAUUAGUUUCCCCUUUUAACAUAAAAACAAUGACAAACAUUCAUCAGACCAACAACUUUAAUGUCUUACGAACAUUGCUCAAUAUGGUUACACUCUACGGGAUACAUACAUAUACACUGUUGUUCUUGCCGCUAAAUAAACACAACUUAUGGAUUUGUCAAAACAUCAUCAAGUUGUUUAUUAUAAUGAGAAAUAGUUUGAGAUUUAUCAAAGACAUUUCCAAAUCCAUAUCACCUUCCUGCAAUGCUAUAUCAAAAGGAAAAUCAAUUAUGAUAGAUUGUUGUACAUGACUAUGACAUGGUUAUAAUUAUAUACAUUUGUUUUGCGAUUGAUGACAUAGCUAUACAUUAAAUCAUAAUUAUUAUGAUAAAAACACGUGUUAAAAUUAUUUGUUUUUUUCAGUUUGUAAGUAUCAAGUUCAAGUUUGGUUGAGAGAAGUAUUUAUUAUUUCAACUGCAAUGUAAUACACGGAAAUAAAGUAAGAUAAAGAAAUGAUUUCCCCUUUUAAACAUUAGAAACAUUUUUCAACAUGAUUCAUGUGGUAUGUUGCAAUGUGUUCAUUCCUACAAAUUACACCAUGCCAGUAGUUGCAAAACAAAGUCACAAAUUCUAAGUAAAGAAUGCAAAUGCAGGUAAGUAUGUAUUGCUCAUUGAGUUGGCAUUUGAAAUGAAUUUAUUUGGAAAAAAUCAAAAUGCUGUGUACACCAGUUCAGUGCAGAUAGAUGUGUGGUUAAAUUUUUGAUAAUCAAUGCUAUUUUUUAUUAUUUAAACUGCAUUUGUAUCAACACGUGUCAUUUUAUUUCAUGGAACACAUAUUGUAAUUGCUUUUUGUAUUACCAAAUAAACAUAUUUAUGUUCACAUCACAGGAGAAAUAUUGUCAUCAGAAAAUGGUCAAAUUCUAACUUAGAAAAAUGCAAAUGACUCACGAGGAAUUUAUGUACAUAAAAAGUUAUACUAAUUAUCUUAAUCAAAGGCAGUAUCGUUCAUGAUAAUUUAUAAACAUUUACAAUUAUUUCAAGAUUAAACUUUAUAAUUUACUUUAGAUUUGAA
Messenger RNA from Mytilus trossulus (common blue mussel), 3096 nucleotides. RefSeq names its product transcription intermediary factor 1-beta-like. Gene Ontology annotation, molecular function: ubiquitin protein ligase activity; zinc ion binding. The record is from RefSeq and is a predicted model, not a curated record. Lineage: Eukaryota; Metazoa; Mollusca; Bivalvia; Mytilida; Mytilidae. Bases 31 to 903 code for a protein of 290 amino acids. The transcript has 4 exons.